UGACGUUCAUAUGUUUGGAAAUAAUGUCGCUCACUCUUUAGCUCGCAAAGCAAGAGAGGAUGAAGCAAAUUUCUGUUUCUUGUCAAACUUCCUGUAAUUCAUUAACAUUCUGGUGAAGAGCGAUUUAAGCUGUUUUACAGCCAAUUAAUAAAUUUUUUUCCUUAAAAACAAAACAAAAAAAAAAAACUGCUGUGUAUCAAUCGCUAAAGAUCGUUAAAACCCUGCAAUGUUCGUUUCAAUUCACUUUCAGAACUUAAAAAGGUGGUAAAAUGGCUUCAACGAUCAUCAAUUCCUACGCUCUUCCCGCCAAAAAACUAUCCAUAAAAAAGAAACAAACCCCAAAUACAAACCUCUCUCUAUUACACCUCUGCACUCACCUAAAUGAAGCCAAGCAGAUCCAUGCCCUCAUGAUCAAAACCUCUCAAAUCUUUGACUCCUAUUCGGCUGGCCGAAUAGCCGAGUUCUACGCCAUUUCAGACCAUGGAAGCCUCAAAUGCGCUGAAAAGGUUCUGAAUUCAGUCCAAGAACCUUCCUCAUUCUUAUGGAACACUGUCAUUAGAGGAAACAUUAUGAAACAAAACCCCCUCAAUUCCAUCCUUCUCUAUGCUCAUAUGAUCUCCAAAUCAGUUGAACCAGAUCAUUUCACUUUCACAUUUCUUCUGAAAGCUUGUACUGAAUUACCGGCUCCGGAUGUUGGAAAACAGCUGCACUGUCAAAUAAGUAAGUUAGGACUUGAAUUUAAUCCAUAUGUUAGGAACAAGCUAAUUCAUCUUUAUUCAAUCUCUGGUUCGAUUUCUGAUGCGCGAAAGCUGUUUGAUAAAAGUACGGACUUAGAUAUUGUCACUUGGAAUAGCAUGCUUGAAGCCUAUGCUGAUUGUAAAGAUAGGGAGUCACUUCAUAAACUCUUUCACGAAAUGCCUUACAGAGAUGUAGUUUCUUGGAACACAGUAAUUGGGUUUUAUGUACAAGUGGGAGAGUUCAAGGAGGCUGUCGAGAUGUUUAGACAGAUGCAAGAAAAGGGACAACUUGCAAACCGAGUUACUUUAAUUAGUGUUUUAUCUGCAGUUGCUCAUCUGGGUUCUCUUGCUCAAGGAAGUUGGUUACAUUCUUAUAUCGAUAAGAAUCAUAUCAACCUUGAUGAGAAUCUCGGUUCAGCACUCAUCAACAUGUAUGCGAAAUGUGGCUGCUUAGAUGGUGCAAUUCAAGCUUUUGAGAAGACGAGUAAGAAGAGCGUUGAUACAUGGAAUUCGAUGAUAUCUGGAUUUGCGGCAAAUGGACAAAGUUUAAAAGCUAUUGGACUUUUUACAAAAAUGGAGUCUUCGAGAGUUCAGCCCAAUGCGAUAACCUUCUCUUGUGUUUUAAAUGCUUGCAGUCAUGGAGGUUUGGUCGAAGAAGGUGUUAAGUAUUUCAGAAAGAUGAGUGAAAUUUACAAGAUUAAACCAGAUAUUGCACAUUACGGAUGCACGGUUGACCUAUUUAGUCGUGCGGCAUUGUUUGAUAGAGCGGAGGAUAUCAUUAGAACGAUGCCAAUGAAACCUGACAAGGUUAUGUGGAAGGCAUUACUGGGUGCUUGUAGAAAUCAUAGAAACUUUGAAGUAGGGGAAAGAGCUGGGCUUAAACUCGUUGAAUUGGCACCAGAUGAUCAUGCUAGUUAUGUAUUGCUGUCAAACAUAUAUGCAAUUGCUGAAAAGUGGGAAGGAGUUCACAGAGUGAGGAAAAUGAUGUGGGAAAGAGGAAUAAAGAAAAUACCUGGAUGCAGCUCGAUCGAAUUGGAUGGAGUUGUUCACGAGUUCAUUGUUGGAGAUAUCACCCAUUCAGGAAGGAAGGAGAUUUAUGAAAUGUUAGAUGAGAUGGGGGAAAAACUAAAGCUUGCAGGCUAUAAGCCGGAUACAGAACAGGUUUUGUUGGAUAUUGAAGACGAAGAGGUGAAGAAGAAUUCACUUAGUCACCACAGUGAAAAGUUGGCAAUCGCGUUUGGUUUCAUCAGUACCAGCCCUAAAACAACCAUUAGAGUUGUGAAAAAUCUACGGGUCUGUAGUGAUUGUCAUUCUGUGAUGAAGCAUCUUUCUAAGAUAUACGAACGUGAUAUAGUCAUCAGAGAUUCAAACCGGUUUCAUCAUUUUAGUGAUGGGACUUGUUCUUGUAUGGAUUAUUGGUAAAAAAAAGAAGAAAAAAAAGAUUGUUUAUUAUGGAUUAUAUCUCCACAAAUGAACUAUUGGGAUUUGGGAGUCUUGGACCACAUUUAUACUUCUGCAUGAAUAUAUUCUUUUGCAUGUUCUAUGCCUAAUGAGAGUUACCAACUCUUAUAUAAACUUUUCCUAGCAAUGGAACCAUUGUUGGUUUGGUGCAAAA
This is a messenger RNA of Papaver somniferum (opium poppy), 2352 nucleotides long. RefSeq names its product pentatricopeptide repeat-containing protein At5g48910-like. The record is from RefSeq and is a predicted model, not a curated record. NCBI's taxonomy places the organism in Eukaryota, Viridiplantae, Streptophyta, Magnoliopsida, Ranunculales, Papaveraceae. Gene Ontology annotation, molecular function: protein binding; zinc ion binding; RNA binding. Bases 270 to 2159 code for a protein of 629 amino acids. Gene Ontology annotation, biological process: RNA modification. The transcript has a single exon.